Rhodamnia argentea is the source of this 868-nucleotide messenger RNA. RefSeq names its product serotonin N-acetyltransferase 2, chloroplastic. The transcript has a single exon. Gene Ontology annotation, molecular function: N-acetyltransferase activity. Gene Ontology annotation, cellular component: cytoplasm. Lineage: Eukaryota; Viridiplantae; Streptophyta; Magnoliopsida; Myrtales; Myrtaceae. The record is from RefSeq and is a predicted model, not a curated record. The coding region runs from base 39 to 641 and encodes 200 amino acids.
UCCAACUUCUUCCCACAUCCAACUCUCCCUCUCAAAAGAUGCUCCUGCGUAGCACCACCUGCAUCCCUCUCCCCACCUCCCUCCACCUCCCCACCACCACCACAUCCCGCCACCAACCCCAAUCCAUCUCCAUAUCCGCCUCGUCCUCCUCCUCAUCAUCGGCCAGCUUCCCCGCCACUGCCCUCUCCAUCUCCGACGCGGAGCUCGAGUCCCGGGGCUUCUCCCUCCACCGCGACACCACGUCCCUCAGCCUGGACCAGCUCAAUGCGGUGUUCGUGGCCGUUGGCUUCCCGCGGCGCGACCUGGGUAAGAUCAGGGUGGCGCUGGAGCACACGGACGCCCUGGUGUGGGUGCAGCACCAGAGGACAGAGAAGCCGGUGGCCUUCGCGAGGGCGACCGGCGACGGCGUGUUCAACGCCAUUAUAUGGGACGUGGUGGUGGAUCCCUCGUUCCAGGGGAUUGGGCUAGGGAAGGCCGUCAUGGAGAGGCUGGUCGGCGACCUGUUGGCCAAAGGGAUCAACAACAUCGCGCUGUAUUCGGAGCCCCGCGUGCUCGGGUUCUACCGGCCACUGGGCUUCGUUGCGGAUCCGGAUGGGAUCCGAGGGAUGGUGUACUCGCGGAAGCAGAAGAAAAAAAGAUAGUCUUCAGGAUCAAAAGGGAAAGUGAUUGAUACCAAAAUCAUUCACAGCAAACAGUUCGAGAAUGACUUCGUUUUUGCACAUGUUACGGUUUAUUUAGUUUAGGACCGUUGUUUUCCUUUGGUUUUUUUUUUUUCCUCCGAGGAACCGUAACUGACCGGGCUCAGGUAGUUACGUCCUUCCUCAAGCAUGAUGAAACAACAUAUUCCUUGAAAUUGGUUUUAAGUGAA